AUGUACAGCUUGCACGGUUUACUUUACCUGGGAGCGCUGGUAAUGGCGGUGGUUGCCAACAAGAUGCUGGACGACUGUUUGUCAGCGAACCACGAAUACACCAUGAAUGUCGUGCUGCUGGAGGACAACACUUAUGAGUGGAGUCGGCCGUUUGUGCAGGCGGCCGUGGAACAAGCCAUUGAAGAGGACAGACUGGAGAACAUUAACCACGAUUUAAACUUCACAUUGACGGCCAACUUCAACGGGUUCAACACCACCUUGUACAACCGACAGGGCUGUGGGAGCAGCACCUGUGAGGGAGUGGCAAUCCUCAAGAAGCUGCAUAACAUUGGUGAAGUUGGGUGCGUCAUGCUGGGGCCUUCCUGCACUUUCGCCACCUUCCAGUUAGUGGAUGAAGAAAUUGGCCUGAGCCUGAGCAUUCCUGUCAUCUCUGCCGGGAGCUUCGGCCUCUCCUGUGACUACAAGCCCAAACUGACCCGAAUUCUGCCCCCGGCGCGCAAGGUCUCAGACUUGCUCAUCCACUUCAUAAAGGAAAGCUUGCCAUUUAAAUAUCCUUGGAAGCAGGUCUACGUCUACAAGAAGUCCAGCAACGCAACCGAGGACUGCUUCUGGUACAUCAAUGCUUUAGAAGCAGCUUCUGCCAACUUUGCCACAAGCAUUAACAGAGAGAUGCUGCGCACGGAGGAUGAGCUGACCAAUGCUCUGAAGGCUAAUAACAGAUACAGCAACAUUUUCAUCAUGUGUGGGAAACCGGAAGACAUUGCUUCAAUCAAGAGUAAGGUGGGCCAGAUUCAUGAGGACAUCUUGUUCAUUCUGCUCGAUAUUUACAACCCUGACUAUUAUGUCAACACAACAUCCAGUUAUGAUAUGGAGGACGUCCUGGUGAUCACUCUGCCACAGAGGAACUACACCUAUGGAUCAAACUCCACAUACAACGAGACGAUAAACGACUACGUGGCUGGGUAUCAUGACGGGGCUCUGCUGUUCGGCAAAGUGCUCAGAGAGAGGAUGCUCAAGCAGCGGAGCAAGGGAUACUAUGAUGUGCCUCUGAGUGACACCCCCUUCGGAAACGUCUCCUUUUACGGUAUGGGAGGACACUAUGUGCUCGAUAAGUACGGGGACAGAGAUGUUAACUUCUCCAUCAUUUACACAUCAGUUGUCACCGGCAAGUACGAAACCCUGGUGGUGUUCGACACGUCACGGAAUCAAACCAUUAAGAUAAACAGCAACCCCGCCCUGCCCUGGUAUAAUGGCCAGCUGCCUUCUGCUGUGCCAAAAAACUUAAAUGGCCUAAACAUCCAGAACGUGGUCAUGAUCGUUCUGAGCGUCAGCGUCAUCGUGGUGACAGCCAUCGCUCUCAUCUUCUACAGGCAGAACAGGAAAGAGCGUCUUCUGCAUAAGAAGUGGUCUCAUAUUGACCAACAUCUGAUUGGUCCUCUGGACGAGAAGGCGGUCUCUCUGAAGAUUGACGACGACAAGAGGAAGGACAGCACAUACUUCAGUCACCGAGGCCGCUACGAUAAGAAGCCUGUGAUCUUGAAAGAGCUGAAGCAUGUGGACGGAGACUUCAGCGAGGACCAGAGGAUUGAGCUCAACACUCUGCUGAGUAUCGACUACUACAACCUGACCAAGUUCUACGGCACGGUGAAGUUUGAGUACGGAGUGUUCGGGGUGUUCGAGCUCUGUCAGAGGGGCUCGCUCAGGUACAUUCUGAAUGACAGGAUCUCGUACCCAGACGAAACCUUCAUGGACAUGGAGUUUAAGAUAUCAGUCAUGUAUGACAUAGCAAAGGGCAUGUCGUACCUCCACUCCAGUAACAUCGAGGUCCAUGGUCGCCUGAAGUCCACCAACUGCGUGGUUGACAACCGCAUGGUGGUCAAGAUCACUGACUUUGGCUGCCACACCAUCCUGAGGCCCGGCCGAGACGUGUGGACGGCGCCGGAGCAUCUUCGCAAAGACGGGGUGUCUCAGAAAGGCGAUGUCUACAGCUACGCCAUCAUUGCUCACGAGAUCAUGAUGAGGCGGGCCCCUUUCUAUACAAAGCUAUGCUCUAAUAAUAUAGAGAAGAUCCACAGAGUGCAGUUUCCCAUCAGGAUGAACUACUUCAGACCUGACCUCCACUUUGACUGCACAUCAGAGAAGGAGGUCGAGCUGCACAUGCUGAUAAAAAACUGCUGGGAUGAAGACCCAGAACGGAGGCCAGAUUUUAAGAAAAUAGAGUUAACUCUGGGUAAGAUCUUCAGUAACCUGCACAACCAAGCCAGUGAGACGUACAUGGACAACCUGAUCCGCCGCCUGCAGAUGUACUCCAAGACUCUGGAGAACCUGGUGGAGGAGCGAACCUCUUUGUACAAAGCUGAGAGGGACAGAGCUGAUCGCCUCAACUUUAUGCUCCUGCCUGAGCCAGUGGUGCGUUCGCUGAAGGAGACGGGCGGAGUGGAACCAGAGCUGUUUGAGGAGGUGACCAUCUAUUUCAGCGACAUUGUGGGAUUCACCACCCUCUGCCACUACAGCACCCCCAUGGAGGUGGUGGACAUGCUCAACAACAUCUACAAGAACUUUGACAGCAUCCUUGACCACCAUGAUGUCUACAAGGUGGAGACAAUCGGAGAUGCGUACAUGGUUGCAUCAGGUUUGCCCAAACGCAAUGGCGACAGGCACGCAGUGGACAUCGCCCACAUGGCCCUAAACAUGCUGGCUUUUGUGGGGACGUUUGAGUUGCUGCACCUGCCCGGCAUCCCUCUGUGGAUCCGCAUUGGCGUGCAUUCAGGACCGUGUGCAGCAGGAGUGGUGGGGAACAAGAUGCCUCGCUACUGUCUUUUCGGAGACACAGUCAACACUGCGUCACGCAUGGAGUCCACGGGCCUGCCUCUGAGGAUUCACGUCAGCCAGUCCACCAUCAACAUCCUGCAGAGGACGGACUGCGAGUUUGAGUACGAACAAAGAGGAGAGACCUACCUGAAGGGUAAAGGCAAAGAGAUGACAUACUGGUUAACAGGAGUGACUGGGGGAAAAUACAACCUGCCAACGCCACCAACAGCGGAGAACUUCCAGCGGCUCCAGCAGGACCUGGCCGAGAUGAUCGUGUCCAGUCAGGAGAAGCGUGGACACAGGAGGGGGAGCUCCAUAAAGACCCUGUGCACCAAAGUCCAUCGGAGGGAGACCAACAGCAGCCUGCAGGGGGACAGCCAGCCAGAGUACUUCCACCUGGCUGUCACAGACAACCCCGACACCUCCCUGUGA
Chelmon rostratus (copperband butterflyfish) is the source of this 3243-nucleotide messenger RNA. RefSeq names its product guanylate cyclase 2Ca (gene gucy2ca). The transcript is spliced from 27 exons. The coding region runs from base 1 to 3243 and encodes 1080 amino acids. Gene Ontology annotation, biological process: cGMP biosynthetic process; intracellular signal transduction; protein phosphorylation. Gene Ontology annotation, molecular function: guanylate cyclase activity; ATP binding; peptide receptor activity. NCBI's taxonomy places the organism in Eukaryota, Metazoa, Chordata, Actinopteri, Chaetodontiformes, Chaetodontidae. The record is from RefSeq and is a predicted model, not a curated record.